AGGGAACCCAGAAGGAGGAGGAGGAGGAGGAGGAGGACGAUGAGAAGUUGGUGAGGAGGUGCCUGGUGGGGGAAAAUGGCUGACUUUCUGAAAGGAUUGCCAGUUUAUAACAAAAGCAACUUCAGCCGAUUCCAUGCAGAUUCUGUAUGCAAAGCAUCGAACAGAAGACCUUCAGUUUAUCUUCCGACACGGGAAUAUCCAUCAGAACAGAUAAUUGUCACAGAAAAGACAAAUAUACUCUUGCGUUACCUACAUCAGCAGUGGGACAAAAAGAAUGCAGCAAAGAAAAGAGAUCCUGAGCAAGUGGAAAUAGAAGGUGAAAACUCCGCCCCACCUCGCAAAAUUGCCCGGACAGACAGCCAAGAUAUGAACGAGGACACUUAAAAAUUCUCUCCAGUCUUCUGUGUUAAAAUUUACAGGCGCUUCCUGUGUGGGUUUUAUUUUUUUAUUUUUAUUUUUUUCUGUGUGUCUUUCAGUGUGUACACAGGCACGCACAUGUACAUACACACUCACGCACACUUCCGUCAGCCCUCUGCCUUCCCCAUCUCUUCCUCCUGCCCUCCAUCGUGCAGCCUAUACCAUUUCUGACUUUGUAGAAGCCAACGUAUUUAUUUUGGGGACGGGGGAAGGAGAGGUUUCUUUUUCCAUUUUUUUUUUAUUAUUUAUGCGUGCGCUCUCUCUCUCUCUCUCAUGUUCAGAGCAAAUCAGAAAGUAAUGAUGUUUAAUCUGUGAUCAGUGCUUUUUUUAAAAAAAAAAUGAAAAUAAUUCCACUUUUGUGGCUACCCCUUCUUUUUGAGGAAUCAGCUGCUCUCUGAAGAGGGAGCUCCAUUCACGCUGAUGGCACCCCCUCCGCAUUGUGUCCUCUGUUCAUAUUAUUGAGAAUUUCCAUUUCACAAUUACUGUACAACUACUGGUGUGUCCUGACUUAGCAUUGUUUCGAUAACAGGAGGAACUCGUAAGGGGAGGGGGCUGGGCAGAAGGCUUAUUUCUUACCCAUCCUCCUCCAGGCGUGUUGCUACCUGCAUACCAUGUUCUGUUUUCCAGCAACGGUGGUGGUGGUGGGGGAUCAGGUUGUUUGCGGUGGUCUCUCUUCAGCUGACGAUCUCUGGCUGAGAUCGUACCCAUUUUGCUGGCAAAUGUUGUGUUAUCAUGUUACCUCCUUUGGCCUGUCUCCUCCCCCAUGACCCUCUGGCUCCCCCCCUCAUCCUGGGAAACUCAUUAGCACAUCGGUUGGUCGUAGAUAGCAAGCAAAAAACCCACUUGGGCUUGCCCCGGAAUCUCUUUGGCACCACUCUUUGGAUGGACCAGUUGUGUGCAACUUUUCAAGUAGAAUAAAGCGGGAUGUUUCUCACCACUUUUGACGAGUUCUUGUUUAAAAAAAAAACACCUCUUGUUCGAAACUCUAGGGCAAGGGCCCGCAACAUCGCUCUCUACAGCUGCCUGCAGUUCUGAGAUUAGUUGCAAACCCCCCUCGUGCAAGAAAUCGGAUCCCUGGUAAGGGGUCAGCGUCUUGUCUUGUAGCCUGCUGCUUGAAAGAGGUGUGUGUGUGUGUGUGUGUGUGUGUGUGUGUGUUUUCAAGGUCAGAGCUUUGGUUUUGAAAUUGAUGCUAAAUCUGAUUUGAAGUUGGAACAUUCUUGGUAGGAUUGGUACAGUGCAGAAUACUCAUUCUAAGGUUGGAAUAUCUUGAGGCCAAAACAUUUUAACCUUAUAAAUAAUUCUGCACACUUCUAGUCCCUACUGUUUUUUUUUUU
Messenger RNA from Thamnophis sirtalis, 1751 nucleotides. It is a transcript of the gene DDA1, whose product is annotated as DET1 and DDB1 associated 1. The record is from RefSeq and is a predicted model, not a curated record. Gene Ontology annotation, cellular component: Cul4-RING E3 ubiquitin ligase complex. Gene Ontology annotation, biological process: positive regulation of proteasomal ubiquitin-dependent protein catabolic process. NCBI's taxonomy places the organism in Eukaryota, Metazoa, Chordata, Lepidosauria, Squamata, Natricidae.